Rotaria sordida is the source of this 759-nucleotide messenger RNA. Lineage: Eukaryota; Metazoa; Rotifera; Eurotatoria; Philodinida; Philodinidae. The record is from the annotation of a GenBank genome assembly.
AUGGCUUCUUAUGUGCGAAAAAAUGGUCGAUCACCGUAUUACAUAAAAAAAUCAGUUCGAUCAAUACUUUCUCAAUCAUACGCCAACUGGGAACUAUUUGUCACUGGAGACAAGUACGAAAGUGAAACAGAAUUUCGCUCGCUGUUCGCAAGUAUACCGCCGUCAAAGUUAUUUUUGCACAAUUUACCAGAACCUGGAGAACGAGGUAAUCUAACUGGUGUUCCGUUGUGGGAAAGUGGCGGUGUUUCGGCCAUGAACAACGCAUUACAACGUGCUGAGCAGCAUCAUAAUAAUUGUAGCUUAAGAUCCAAUAUAUAUGUUACAAAUCUUGAUGAUGACGACGUCUGGUCUACAGAACAUCUGAAUGAACUUCAAUCGAUCUUCAAGCGUUUUCCAUCGGUUGUUUUUACAUGGACUAAAGGAUACUAUUGUCAUAAUCGUGGCGAUCCAUAUCCACCUUUGAUAGUCCCACAAGAUAGAGUCAACAAUUGGCCUGGAGGUUUUGGCGGUAGUAUACUACAUUCUUCUCGGUCAUGGAAAAUGGAAGUUUUUCGAGGUUUUCGAUACCGUGCGCAAUGGGAUUUUCCACGAAAUUUUCAAGGAAUAAAAGCAGCGGAUGCUGAUUUGUUUGAAGUAGUACGGGUAUAUGUUGCUGCAAAAAAGUUAGAUUACUAUCACAGCAACCAAGCUACAAUCGAGCAUCUUAUCGAAAGGGGAAUAUCAUGUCUUAAAAAUGGACCAUUAUGGUAUCCUGACUAA